This is a messenger RNA of Fulvia fulva, 1719 nucleotides long. RefSeq names its product Efflux pump radE. The record is from RefSeq and is a predicted model, not a curated record. Gene Ontology annotation, molecular function: transmembrane transporter activity. Gene Ontology annotation, biological process: transmembrane transport. NCBI's taxonomy places the organism in Eukaryota, Fungi, Ascomycota, Dothideomycetes, Mycosphaerellales, Mycosphaerellaceae. The transcript has 2 exons. Bases 1 to 1719 code for a protein of 572 amino acids.
AUGGCUGCUCAAAGUGGCCACCUGGGUCAGCAGAAAGACAUCGCUGGCUAUCUUGGCAGCGAUCUCCCUGAGCCAGUGCGAUUAGCAUAUCAGGAAGGCCACGAUGCAGACAUUCCAUCAAAUGAAGGCGUUGUCGAGCCACCUCUGAUUCGACAUUUGGUCCAGCCUUUAUCAAGCUCCGCCCGCGAAGAGAUUGAGCUGGAGAAAGGGGAGCCACUCGACAAGUCAGAGACAACAUCGCUCAAUGGGAGCCAUCUACAGAGUGGUGAGAUUGGUGCGGAGAAGCAUCAGCCCACGACCAUCACUGAGGAGCAACUUGAUCCCAACAUCGUCUUCUGGGAUGGCGAAAAUGACCCAGCGAAUCCCAUAAACUGGUCAGCCGGUAAGAAAUGGGGAAACAUCGCAGUCCUUUCAGCCAUGACGUUCUUGACACCACCGGCUUCAUCAAUGUUCGCUCCCGGUGUACCAGCAGCGAUGAAGGAGUUCGAUUCCCAUAGCAACCUCAUCGCCACCUUCGUCGUCUCAAUCUACGUCCUUGGCUUCGCCAUCGGCCCUCUAGUGUGCGCACCGAUGUCAGAGCUCUAUGGCCGCCUGAUAGUCUACCACGUGUGCAACGUCGGCUUCAUCGCUUUCACAAUAGCAUGCGCAGUGGCGCCUAGCAUGGGCUCCCUGAUAGCAUUCCGAUUCUUUGCCGGCGUGUUGGGAGUGGCACCUGUCACCAUCGGCGGCGGAACCAUAGCAGAUCUCAUGCCACCAGCGCGACGUGGCGGUGAGAUGGCAAUAUGGGCCAUGGGGCCCCUCUUAGGGCCUGUAGUAGGCCCUGUUGGAGGCGGCUUCCUAUCAGAAUCACAGGGAUGGCGAUGGAUUUUCUGGGUCAUAGCCAUGGCCCUUGGCGUAACCUCCAUCUCAGCCGUCAUCUUCCUCCGCGAGACCUACGCACCUGUCCUGCUCCAGUGGAAGACGAAGCGUCUCCAGAAAGAGACUGGCAACAUGUCCCUCCGCUCCAAACUCGACACAGGCCUCUCGCCCCGUCAACUCUUCACCCGCGCCAUCGUACGUCCGGCAAAACUUAUGUUCCUCUCCCCAAUCUGCGCCGCAAUGUCCCUCUACAUGGCCGUCGUCUACGGCUUCCUCUACCUCCUAUUCACAACCUUCGCCUUCGUAUUCGAGGACCAGUACGGCUUCUCCAACAGCAUCGUCGGUCUGGUUUACCUCGGUCUCGGUCUGGGGAACUUCAUCGGCCUUGCACUGCUGGGAUUCACGAGUGAUCGUGUUAUGGCGAGGCUUGCGAAGAAGAAUGGAGGCGAUAUCAAACCGGAGUAUCGACUUCCGCUGCUGAUGUAUGCGGGGCCUUUUAUACCGGUCGGUCUAUUCAUCUACGGCUGGACAGCUCAGUACGAAGUGCAGUGGGCUGUACCUCUCGUUGGAACGAUGUUCGUGGGCAUCGGCUUGAUUGCGUGCUUUAUGUGCAUCAACACGUACCUGGUGGACACUUUUACGCUGUAUGCGGCGAGCGCGAUGGCCGCUAAUACGAUUCUACGGUCUAUCUUUGGAGGGGUGUUCCCGCUGUUCGGACUGCAGAUGUAUGAUGGGUUGGGACUGGGGUGGGGGAAUAGUUUGUUGGCUUUCCUGGCGUUGGCGAUGUGUCCGAUACCGUGGUUCUUUUACCAUUAUGGGAAGAGGAUACGGACGUAUCCGAGGUUUCAGGUCGAGUUUUGA